UCAACAUUAUCAAGUCAAAAUGAGCGGUAGAGGAAAGGGAGGUAAGGGACUCGGCAAAGGAGGCGCCAAGCGCCACCGCAAGGUCCUCCGCGAUAACAUCCAGGGCAUCACCAAGCCCGCCAUCCGCCGCCUGGCUCGCCGUGGCGGCGUCAAGCGUAUCUCCGGCCUCAUCUACGAGGAGACCCGCGGCGUGCUCAAGGUUUUCCUGGAGAACGUCAUCCGCGACGCCGUCACCUACACCGAGCACGCCAAGAGGAAGACCGUCACCGCCAUGGACGUGGUCUACGCCCUCAAGCGGCAGGGACGCACUCUCUACGGCUUCGGCGGCUUCAAAGCACCGAAGAAGGGCUCCAAGAAAGCCGUGUCCAAGAGCGUCACCAAGACCGGCAAGAAGAAGAGAAAGACCAGGAGGGAGAGCUAUGCCAUCUACGUGUACAAGGUCCUGAAGCAGGUCCACCCCGACACCGGCAUCUCCUCCAAGGCCAUGAGCAUCAUGAACUCCUUCGUGAGCGACAUCUUCGAGCGCAUCGCCGGCGAGGCCUCCCGCCUGGCCCACUACAACAAGCGCUCCACCAUCACCUCCAGGGAGAUCCAGACCGCCGUCCGUCUCCUGCUCCCCGGCGAGCUGGCUAAGCACGCCGUGUCCGAGGGCACCAAGGCUGUGACCAAGUACACCAGCUCCAAACGAACUAAAAUGGCCAGAACGAAGCAGACUGCUCGUAAAUCCACCGGAGGAAAGGCUCCCAGGAAGCAGCUGGCGACCAAAGCUGCCCGUAAGAGCGCCCCAGCCACCGGCGGAGUCAAGAAGCCCCACCGUUACAGGCCCGGUACCGUGGCUCUCAGAGAGAUCCGUCGCUACCAGAAGUCCACCGAGCUGCUAAUUCGUAAGCUGCCCUUCCAGCGCCUGGUGAGGGAGAUCGCUCAGGACUUCAAGACCGAUCUGCGCUUCCAGAGCUCCGCCGUCAUGGCUCUGCAGGAGGCCAGCGAGGCCUACUUGGUCGGCCUGUUCGAGGACACCAACCUGUGCGCCAUCCACGCCAAGAGGGUCACCAUCAUGCCAAAGGACAUCCAGCUGGCCCGCCGCAUCCGCGGAGAGAGGGCACAUUUCUCUCGCACUAAACGAAGAAAGAAAUCUCUAAACAUGUCUGGACGUGGAAAGACCGGUGCCGGCAAGACCAGAGCAAAGGCCAAGACUCGCUCAUCUCGUGCCGGACUCCAGUUCCCCGUCGGCCGUGUCCACAGGCUGCUGAGGAAGGGCAACUACGCCGAGCGUGUCGGUGCCGGCGCCCCAGUCUACCUGGCCGCGGUGCUCGAGUACCUGACCGCUGAGAUCCUGGAGUUGGCCGGCAACGCCGCCCGCGACAACAAGAAGACCAGGAUCAUCCCCAGGCACUUGCAGCUGGCCGUCCGCAACGACGAGGAGCUCAACAAACUGCUCGGCGGAGUCACCAUCGCUCAGGGCGGUGUGCUGCCCAACAUCCAGGCCGUCCUCCUGCCCAAGAAGACCGAGAAGCCCGCCAAGAAAAUACCGAGCGUCUGGCCACGAGCAGCACUUUCAUCUUUGUCUAAACACAGAAGAGAAAUGAGCGGUAGAGGAAAGGGAGGGAAGGGACUCGGCAAAGGAGGCGCCAAGCGCCACCGUAAGGUCCUCCGCGAUAACAUCCAGGGCAUCACCAAGCCCGCCAUCCGCCGCCUGGCUCGCCGUGGCGGCGUCAAGCGUAUCUCCGGCCUCAUCUACGAGGAGACCCGCGGCGUGCUUAAGGUUUUCCUGGAGAACGUCAUCCGCGACGCCGUCACCUACACCGAGCACGCCAAGAGGAAGACCGUCACCGCCAUGGACGUGGUCUACGCCCUCAAGCGGCAGGGACGCACUCUCUACGGCUUCGGAGGCUAAACUUCACCCUCACCCGGUCAACACAACAACACAAAGGCUCUUUUAAGAGCCAACCACCCCCAUCUAAAGAGUUCAGUCCUGUUUUAAUAUAAUUUAUCCAUUUUGAUAUGGAAUACGGUAAAUUUAAUUAUGAUCCCUAAUUAUAAUUAAACUGGGGGACGAAUCAUUUAAUUGUUUACAUAAUUACAGACAUAUUGUAUUUUAAUAAAGUUUAAAAUAACAAACUGUCAAAGCAUGUCGGAUUAAGGAUAUUUAUUAAAAAAAAUUUUAAGCUUAUUUUUUUUAAGAACUAUGAGCAUGUUAUUCAUGUACCUAGAAUCUGUAUGUAAUAUAAACUUCACCUAAAAAUAUCUAUGAAAAAUUAAUUGUGUAAAAAAAAAAUAGUGUAUAAACGGGUACUUUGUCCCUUUAACAGUAAAUGGUGGUUAUAUAAUAUAUUAAAUCGUUUGACACAUUUUCAUUGACAGAAUUGCGUUUAGAAGGGCCUGUCUAGCGCAUGCCCAGUCGCGAUAGAAAACACAGCCAAUCCUGUGCGAGGAACAGCACAGUGUCGUUUGCAUGAAGCUUGUAUAAAUACACCAUCGCGAAACGAGCAGGGGUAU
Xiphias gladius (swordfish) is the source of this 2496-nucleotide messenger RNA. RefSeq lists its product as uncharacterized. The record is from RefSeq and is a predicted model, not a curated record. Bases 20 to 1894 code for a protein of 624 amino acids. NCBI's taxonomy places the organism in Eukaryota, Metazoa, Chordata, Actinopteri, Istiophoriformes, Xiphiidae. Gene Ontology annotation, cellular component: nucleosome. Gene Ontology annotation, biological process: nucleosome assembly. The transcript is spliced from 5 exons. Gene Ontology annotation, molecular function: structural constituent of chromatin; protein heterodimerization activity; DNA binding.